UGCAGCCAACCUUUUGCACGUCGCUGUCCCUGCCGCUGGGCGUGUCCCGAUUUCUUUUUUAUUUACAUUCAUCUCGUUUCUCAUCAACAAAAGCGAGGAAGGGCCAUCACGAAAGAUGAGUCCGACCAUUAUAAACUACGCCGAGGAAUAUUUCCACACACUUAGUCCGCUGGCCAAAAGGAUCGUCGAGGAAAUUUGCCACACCAGAGAGGCCUACGAAGCCCUGUGGGACGGCCUCAGCGUCCCCGAACAGCGGCAGAUCCUUGACGAGGCCAUCAUUAAGCCGGAGGCCAUCCUUAAGUACAGCAGAUCGGCGGCCAACAAAGUGACCGAAGUUGAAGUCUACCCGUGUAUCAGGAUCCAGACCGGCACUAAAUACGUCCAUUACGAUGACGGGACAAAUAGCAAAGUUGUUAAGUGGCGCGACGAACACUCUGCACCCUUUUCCUGGAUGACCAGGAGCCAGCAGGAUCUGCGUAUUUUUGGCACAGAUGAUCCUCAACCUACACCCACACACAAAAAAUCCAAGAGUGCCACUCCAGUAAGAAAGGCCAAAGCGCCACAGCCACCAGUCAGCAAUGAGAAUCACAUGGACCCCCCAAGUCUGGUGCUUGGUGGAUCCAGCGCUCAGCUCAUCGAGGAGGACGAGAAUCUCAGCCCGUCCAAGAAAACCAUCCUGAACAGACUCAUCAGCAAGACUGGGGUCUUCAAACUACCUUUCCCAGGGAAAAUCAAUGCAAAUAAUAACGGCCAAGAGGUUGAAAGUGAAAAUUUGCUCACUCCUAGACAAGUGAAUGCCAAAAUUGUGAAGCCUUCGGUUCUUAAACCUAAGCUGCCUCCUCCACCACCACCCUCUAUCAAGAAAGUAAUGCCAGAAUUGGACGAAGGGCAAACAACUCCAGUAGAGACAAUUUCAACGGAACCAACGACCGAAGAUGAAUUUUCAGACGCUCGAAGUGAAUGGAGGGAUGAAACAGAUGGGGACACUACUCUACUUACACCAGGCAGUCCAACUCUUGGCGAUUUUGAAAAUGCCAAUUCAAUUGAUGGUAUUCCUAAAACUGGGCUUGACUUCUUAGACAACUGGUAAACCAAAGUAAGAGUUCUCACAAGGAUAAUUUUUCCCAGAAAUCUGCAUUUUUGUCUAUUUAUUUGAUUUAUCCAUAAUAAUUUAAAUUAAAUUUUUUAUAAAUUACUCCUCUUUUAGUGCUCAUUUAGCAGCUCUAUAUUUUGCUCUCUGUUGAUUGCAUUUACCUACUUUUUUUGCCUACUUCAUAUUUGAAAAAUUUAUUUUUGUUUCAAACCUUUAAAAAAUACUACUGUUAAUGUGUGCAUAUCUAUGUAUAGAUGUAUUGUAAAUGCAAGAAUUGUCUCUCAGGACCAAAACUGUUCACGGAAUUAGCACUAAAAUAUUGGUCAGAUCAUACGUAACAAUAUUUUAACGAAAGUCAAUUUUAGAGAUAUGGUUGUCCAAUAAUGAGCUUGAUAAAUAAUUCUGAAGUAACUAGCUGCUCAAUUGGUAUCUCUUUAUCAUUCAAAGGUGUAUGCAUUAUGAAAAAUCAUAAAUCAAGUAAAAAUAAUUUUUUAAAAUAAGCCUAAAUUACAUACACUUAUUGCAUAUCUAAUACUGGAUCAGUGCAGCUCAUUUUUUUAAUCGUGACAAAUUCUGUGCCUUUUUCGUGUCAAGUAACAUGCCUUAAUUUAUUAGACUGAAUCAUUUCUUGCUAUUUCUCAACUUGCUACUAUUGUCAGUCUGCUAGCUAUCCAAUCAGUCUCUGUUCAUUUUGUACUUUUACUAAAAAAAAUUGUAAACCAAGAUAAUAUCAACAAACAACAAUAAACAAUCAGUGUUCAAAAUAAUGAAGAUAUUCAUUUAAACUUUUACUCUCUUGUCUUAAGAAAAUAAAAUACAGUUGUGUGGGUAAUUGUACAGUAAAAAUGCAU
This is a messenger RNA of Neocloeon triangulifer, 1944 nucleotides long. RefSeq lists its product as uncharacterized. The record is from RefSeq and is a predicted model, not a curated record. NCBI's taxonomy places the organism in Eukaryota, Metazoa, Arthropoda, Insecta, Ephemeroptera, Baetidae. The coding region runs from base 116 to 1090 and encodes 324 amino acids. The transcript has 6 exons.